Puccinia triticina is the source of this 1569-nucleotide messenger RNA. RefSeq lists its product as uncharacterized. The coding region runs from base 1 to 1569 and encodes 522 amino acids. Lineage: Eukaryota; Fungi; Basidiomycota; Pucciniomycetes; Pucciniales; Pucciniaceae. The record is from RefSeq and is a predicted model, not a curated record. The transcript has 10 exons.
AUGACCAAGAAACACACAAGCACCAUCAAAAACGGCUCCGGCUGCGCGGAACACGCCGAUAAACCUGAGCAUAAAGAGAUCGACAUCCUAGUUGACCGCUUCCUCGAAUACAAAUCUAUCACCAAAGGUUUUAUAGCAUAUUAUGAAGACCUUGCCAAGUUGGAAACCUCCACGGCCGCCGAACUUCAGAAAAUUGGAGGCCAUUUGCCAGUUCCGUUACGGGAAGGCAAUCAAUUUUUAGCCGAGGGCGCCGGCGGUUGGCAAACCAUCCUCUUCAACACUCGCGAGCGAACUCGGGCAAUUUCGGAUCAUCAUACUGCCUUUGCUAACUCCAUCACGCAGAGCACUUUGCACGGUCUCAAUAAGAUCAAAACAGACGUGAAGGAGCUUAUCGCCGACCUGGGAGCGAAACCCACUCAACUUGCCACUGAAGUUGGUAAGAGUCGCGCAGAUUCUACCCAGGCGAUCAGUCACCUCUCACAGGCGAUUGCCCAGUCGAAAACUAAUCCGGCGGCUUUGGUGGCUCACGAUGAUCCGGUCCUCUUACACCGCCAAGUCGAAGAACAAGUCAAGGAACAAAUGAAUCUUGAGAAUUCCUUGACUCGCACAAUCAUCGAAUACCAGAAAAAGGGACUCGAGCUUGAAAAGCGCGUGAAUAUUGACCUCCAGGCGGUGAUAAAAGACUUUGAAUCCGCACGACUGAACACCGAAAAGGCAAUCUCUAACGAAUGGCAAACUAUCCAUGCCGGUGUCACGGGGCUAGAUCCUGAGCUUGAGUGGACUGAAUUCGCCAAGCGCAGUGGUCAUCUCGUUCCUGAAGAUAUUCAGAUGCGUGAUCUUGAAAAAAUCACUUUCCCUGGCCACAAUGAAGAACUCACCAGCCCGAUCAAUGUGGGCCUUCUCGAGCGGAAAAAGAGGUUUACGCGGAACUACAAGGAGGGUUAUUAUGUUCUUACACCCUCCGGCUAUUUGCAUGAAUUCAAGACUUCUGACCCCUUGAAGCAUCACGAACCGGAAAUGUCCAUAUUCUUACCCAAUUGUACGCUUGGUGCACCGGCUCCACCCGAGGCCAAGACUUUCAAAUGGCACAUCGAGGGAGCCAGGCGCACGAGUGGUGGUCACAACACUGGAAGUCUCAAUAAAAUGAAGAAGUCGUUGCACAUCGGAAGUAAAGAAGUUGCGUUCAGUUUCAAAUCGCGCACUCAUGCCGAAAUGAUGCACUGGUGGGAAUUGAUGCAAAAAGUUGCGCAACAUUCCUUAACCCUUACGGACAAGAGCGAAGAUCACUCCCCUCAAACUGUAACACAUCGUGCAGGGCCCAAUCAAGAGGAUGAAGCUGGCGGCUCCUCUGAAGAAGAAGAAUCGGCACUCAGUCCAGAUGACCAUUCGACUGGGCCGAUCACACCCCAUGUGAUGUCAAACAGCCACCCGGCCGUUGUCACUCCUACCAAGCAAGCUCACGAGAACCUCCCUGAGUACAAAGGUGAACACCGUGGGUUCGACGUUCUCAAAGAAAAUCCUAACCCGCAACCGCUUUCUCAAGAUACUAAAACCCUUGUUCCUCAGUAG